AUGUUGGUUACGGCCGCGGCCCUGGCUUUAGCCGGUGGUCCGGACCCUGUUUUCGGGACGAUUACCUCCAGCCUCCAGCACAUCUUGCAGAACACUCACGGCGGCAACGAGUACCAAUAUCCCACAGAUAUUACCCGAGAUCUUCUCCCAAUUCCUGUUCAUUCCCACAAUGACUAUUGGAGACAAGAGCCAUUCUGGACGGGCUUGUCAAAGGGGUGUACAUCGACUGAGGCAGAUAUCUGGCUGUACAAUGACACACUUUAUGUCGGUCAUGAUCAAUCUGCCCUGACUAAGGACCGAACACUCGAAAGCCUCUAUAUAAAUCCAAUCCUCGAUGUCUUAGAUCGCCAAAACCCGAAGAGCCCAUUUGUGACUGAGCCCACUAAGAAUGGGGUUUGGGAUACCACUCCAGACCAAACACUCUACUUCUUCAUUGACGUAAAAACUUCCGGCCCUGAGACCUUCAAGGCUGCCCUUCAAGCUUUAGAGCCACUCAGGGAAAGGGGUUAUCUUUCCAAAGUCGAGGGCGGGAAAAUCAAUUAUGGACCAGUGACCAUCAUUGGAACGGGUGAAACUCCACUGGAGAUGGUGACUUCUGUCUCCGACCGCGACUACUUCUUCGAUGCUCCUCUUGGAAACCUCAAUGACCCUAAAUACGCCAGUGUUGAUGGUACAGUUUCGCCUAUCGCAUCCACGGACUUUGCAGCCGCGGUUGGCAAGGUGACUGCUGAUACGGACCCGGUUCUUACGGAUGAGCAACUUAAGGCUCUUCGUGAGCAGAUUUCGACGGCGAGUGAGCGUGGUAUUGGAGCAAGGUACUGGAAUACCCCAGCCUUCCCUAUCCGAACGCGAAACCUGGUCUGGAGGACGCUUCUACGCGAGGGAGUGACUCUUCUCAAUGCCGAUGAUCUCGAUGCAGUAGCCUCUUACUUUUGA
This is a messenger RNA of Penicillium longicatenatum, 936 nucleotides long. RefSeq lists its product as uncharacterized. The coding region runs from base 1 to 936 and encodes 311 amino acids. Gene Ontology annotation, biological process: lipid metabolic process. The transcript has 6 exons. Gene Ontology annotation, molecular function: phosphoric diester hydrolase activity. NCBI's taxonomy places the organism in Eukaryota, Fungi, Ascomycota, Eurotiomycetes, Eurotiales, Aspergillaceae. The record is from RefSeq and is a predicted model, not a curated record.